CAGACUGACGUGCAGUUGGUUGCUCGUCAGUGUCUGGAAUUCUCUUCUUGUGAAUUAUUCAAGAUUAGCUGCCGCGUGGACCUUCUUGUGAAACUGCAUGACAGCUACGACAAGAUAGCUAUUCUACGUGAAUCGCCUGCCAACUAUUGAAACAAGUCACGGGGACGCCGUCGCUGAUAGGGCAACUCGUGCUUUCCUACCCCUACCCAAUACAUUAUGAUAACGUAUACGUGCGGUGCACACGUUUGCAUUAUCCAACCCUCAUUACUUAUUUAUUACCUGGAACAAAACGCUCUGCAAGUUCGUGGAAACAGACGCUCGCGUUUCAGCUUCAGGGGUUAACGUUCACACUGAAAACACAUAUGCAGUGACAGCUGUGUUGCAGAUUGAACCACAGUUAAGGUUUCCAGAUUUUCCACGCUUCCUGGUGCGAACAUUUCUACCAUGAGACGCAGAUCGAAGCUUCACUUGAUGUGGAUCCUCCCUAUAGUGGUUUGUCUAAUCUUUCUCGCCAUCCAUACACAGAAGACUCGACAACUUUUUCGAAUGAGUAAACAUGUGAGGAACUUAGAAGGCCCAUCGAAACCUUGCGUCCGUCAGGAUUCAGUGUACUUCCUCAAGGUCGCGAAGUGCGCGUCCACGACUAGCUUACAGAUCUUCGUUGCAUAUGGAGUCAAACACGGCCUGACUUUCGCUCUGCCUGUCCGCACUGGACCGAUACCUAUAUCAUCAAAGAAUUUGCCGCCAGAGUAUCAUGGGUCCCCCGACGGUCGCUACAACAUGGUAGUGUCACACACGCAGUUCAGUAAGGCAGGAGCACAGCAGGUAAUGAAAGAAUCGGCCAAAUAUGUCGCAGUUGUACGGGAACCAGCAGCUCGCUUUGAGUCUAUGUGGUAUUUCGCACAAUACGAAAAGAAACUGGGCAUCAGUCUUACUGCCUACAUCAACGCAUCGCAGCGUACAUCAAAGCAAAAUGCUAAACUGAACGUAAUUGCGAAUUAUUUUGGAGUCAGAGAUCCCCGAGAUGACGUGCCAGAAGGUGAGGUACUUAGCAAGGCGAAAUGGCUGAAUGAGAGCUUCGACCUGGUGAUGGUUGCCGAGAGGUUCGACGAGUCGCUGGUCCUUCUGAAGCACCUCAUGUGCUGGAACACCGAGGACGUCGCUUAUGUCAAUGCCAAGAUUCGGAGGCCCACUUACAGGGUUGAGCUCUCGGAGGCGCAGAAGAACAGGCUUCGGCAGCUGAACAGGCAGGAUGUUCUUCUGUACAAGUUCUUCAGUAAAAUCUUCGAGGAGAAAGUCAAGGCUUUCGGCGAGGAAAGGAUGCAGAGGGAAGUCGAGGAACUUCGCCAAGCGAACGCUAGACUCAUCGACGACUGUGGAGCUGAACUCACUGGGUCAAGGGGGACUGUGAAAAUGUGGAAAGUAACGAACGACUCCAGUAUUUGCAAAAUGAUUACAAUGGAUGGACCUACUAUCCAUGAGCAGCUGAAGAACAGGCAGAAGAAAUGGGUAUCAAGCAACUUGACUUACGACCUAUCGACGUGGACCUUUACCUAAGUGAACAAUGGAAAUAUAUGGAAAAGAUAUAAGAAACUAAACGAGAAAGUUUUGUCACAUUUUAUUUUGAUACACUUAUCAUUUCCUUGCAUCAUUUCAUAUUAAUUAUAUUUGAGUUUGCUCUCCAUCUCCUUUCUAUAUUUCCUCAUUUGCACGAAGCUGGUUUUAAAGAUAUGAUUAUCAAGUCUCGCAUAAUUAAAGUAAUGUAAGGUUUGCAAGUGUGUUCAGUUCACCCCCUAAUUUGUGAUAGGAAUUAUAAUUGUUCCAGAAAUAUAAAUUAUAUGCUGAAUUGUCUAAUUUAGGUGACAUUAUUUCAAGGAUGAUAAACAAUACUUUAUAGAAAUAAUCAAGGUAAAAUAUAAGGAUGAAUCAGAAUUUAGUCAAUGAUAUCAGUGGCAAUCAAACAAAAAAUCAAUGUAGGAGCAAAAUGUAGAAGAAGAUAUCGUCGGACAUAGAGUAGGUGGAGGCGUGGUUCAUGGGCAGAAAUUGGAGGACCCGAGUCUUGAACUUUUGGUAAUUUGGAAAGUUUUUUUUCUUUCUUUUUUUUAAUAUAAAAAUGGGAGAAUCGAAAACCACCACCACAGAAGAGUGAUUGGACGUUUUUACGAACUUUGGAAAACUAGUUUUUAUGAAGCAUUCAGAGAAUUCAGUCAUGGAUGCACUCGUUAUAUAAUGGAAAGGGGAAAGGGCUCUUUUUACAAGUAUCAUCAAAAAGAAUUGGCCUUUGAGAUUGGAACAGGUCUCAUUUCAUUCAAGGAGACAGUGGUCGGGAUUUAGCCAUUCUUUGUUUCAUCAGUCACAAAAUACAACUGAAAUUACAACAGGAGGGACAAAUGUGAAUUUGAAGUUGAAAUUUAGGGUUGUAGUCUCACCUCUCCUCGCCUUGUAUUUGUUGACUAAUGAAAAUUAGACGGGGUUGCAUUUUGCUCAGAAACACAAUGGUAGGGACGUUUCAAUUCUACUUUUUUGGGGGGUAAUGAUGUCGCUUCUUGCUUUCAUGAGACACCAAGCAAUAAUCAAGAAAAGUGGAGUGCAAUGAGUGUAAUCCCAUAUAUAUUGGUCACUAAUGAUAAACAGAACAGUACUUUACUUGAGUAUCCCAUACCCCGUUCGAGUAUUUCCUAAUUUUUUCUCCAGGAUUCACGUUUCCACAUUCCACUUGGACACCAUACACCCCAGACACAUUUCAUCAUUAAUUAAUAACAUGACUGUUAAUAUCUCCAAAGCUAAUUAUCUUGUAAGUAUGAAGAGAGGUAU
This is a messenger RNA of Penaeus monodon (black tiger shrimp), 2814 nucleotides long. Its product is annotated as galactosylceramide sulfotransferase-like. Gene Ontology annotation, biological process: glycolipid biosynthetic process. The transcript has 8 exons. The coding region runs from base 445 to 1557 and encodes 370 amino acids. Lineage: Eukaryota; Metazoa; Arthropoda; Malacostraca; Decapoda; Penaeidae. Gene Ontology annotation, molecular function: galactosylceramide sulfotransferase activity. Gene Ontology annotation, cellular component: membrane. The record is from RefSeq and is a predicted model, not a curated record.